AUGGCGACCCUUUCGAGUCUCUUCGACAAUAAUCCCUUCCGCCGCGCCGCCAUACCCUCCGCGCCCUCCCCAGGCCCUGGCUCUGCAGCUGCGCCCGCCGGGAAAACCCCCCCACCUUCCGCGCGCACAGGGCCAUCCCCUUCCGCCAAGCUGGGGGCUGCGCUAGCGGAAGCCGCUGCGUUCCGGAAUCCCGCGGGGAAAGGGGAGGGGAAAUCGGAAGAAAGAGAGAAGAGCGGAAAGAAGACGAAGAAGCGCAAAGGGAGCGAGACGGAGGGGGGCGGGGGAGUGGAAGAAGAGGAAGAAGAGGAAGAAGAGGAAGAAGAAGAGGGGGAGGAAGCGGAGGAGAAGGAGGAUGGGCAAGGUGCAGGAGUGGCAGGAGCGGCGGAGGAGAGCGUGGCCAAGGGCACGGCGAAGACAACAGCAGCGGCCUCGGCGGAGGCGGCGACGGCGGAGCGGGCGCUGACCGGGGCGGAGAGGCGCGCGCAGAAGCGCGCGGAGAAGCAGCAGGCGCGCGAGGAGCGCGCGGAGAAGCUACAGCGCACGGUGUUCGUGGGGAACCUGCCCGUGGGCGUGGGGCGCAAGGCCCUCGCGCGCCUCUUCACGCCCUUCGGCCCUGUCGAGUCCGUGCGCCUGCGCUCCAUGCCCCUCGCCGACGACGUGAGUCAGCCUCUGAUCAAGAAGAUGCCGCGUCGGUCUGCGGUGCUCAAGAACAAAAUCUCCGCCACCCACAAGAGCUGCAAUGCAUACGUGGUGUUUAAGAGGCAACACUCAGUCACACCAUCACUCGCUCUCAACAUGACCCUGUUUGAGGGGAGGCAUAUUCGGGUGGACCGUGCUGCUGCUCCCGCACCCCCCAAGUCCGCCUCUGCAGCAGCCUCGGCAGCAGCAGCAGCGGAGGAAGCAGCAGUGCCAGCAGCAGCAGCCAAGUACGACCCGUGGCGGUCGCUGUUCCUGGGGAACCUGCCACACGACGUUGAUGAAGAGGAGGUGCUAUCGCUGUUCUCAGCACCCCUGGCAGCAUCAGCCCGCUCCUCAGCACCCGCUGUGACAGCUGGGGAUGUGGAGGGGGUGCGCGUGGUGAGGGAUCGCCACACCAACCAGGGCAAGGGCAUUGCAUUCGUGCUCUUCAACACCCGGGAGGCAGCGAGGACAGCACUGUCCCAGCGGCGCAAGGGAGCAGAGGUGCGGGGGCGAGCUGUCAGAGUGAUGCCCCUGUCUCUCAGGGCACAGGAGCAGACCCGUGCUAAAGCCCAGAUGCAGGCGGAGAAGCGUGGGAGGAAGGCUGGUAGGCCGGGGGCGGUUGGAGCGGGAGAUGGGGGAGGGAGAGGAGGCGGAUGGGGGAUGGGGAGGGGUGGCGGUUUUGCGGGUGCUGGUCGGGGGGGAGGGAGGGGAGGAGGGAGGGGAGGAGGAGGCGGUGAGGGUGGUGAGGGAGGGCAGGGAGGGGGAGGGUCAUACCAGGGGGCAAAGGCAAGUUACGUAGAUUUGCCGUGUUCCGUGGAGGUGUGUCUGAGGGUAUGCUGUAACUACGGUAUGAUUCAUCAGUUAUGA
Messenger RNA from Closterium sp. Naga37s-1, 1548 nucleotides. NCBI's taxonomy places the organism in Eukaryota, Viridiplantae, Streptophyta, Zygnematophyceae, Desmidiales, Closteriaceae. The record is from the annotation of a GenBank genome assembly.